UGCAGAUUAUGUAGCUCGGGACUUUGACAUAUAUCGAUAACCUUAUCGCUCGUGGUAACAGGGGUACGGGUACAGAUUACAGGGGUUCUUUUUAGCUCUAACGUCACUGGCUCGCCGCGACCAGAAAUUUCUAAAAAGAUUUUGGUUGAACAUUUUUACUACUACGUACCCUCACAUGCCAUUGUAUUCUUCUUCUCCAUCCAUUGCACGAUAAGAUGCACCGCGCCUUGUCGUCAAGAUGGCUCAAUACCGCACUUAACCUUGCGGAACACCCAAGAAGAAUCGAGUUGCCUCUGUUUUUAUGUCCGUCUCUAAAUCCUGCGUCGUAUCACCAGAGACUUGGUGCUGCCGCAUCGUCUUCUCGAGUACGACCUUCACGAUGGAGGGUACAGCAUCGUUGUUUGCACAUGCAAGCUGAUGCGUCUCCAGAGGGCUCACCACUUCCUGAAAGCGGCCCCCAGAAGAGUGUUCCUACCCAGAGGCUACCAAAACAAUGCCGGGGUUGCGGUGCCUUGUCGCAAACUACUUUUUCCGAUCAACCUGGAUACUUUGAUUUAAGUCGCAAAGCUGUUCAAAAUUGGAUCCGACCUCAAUUGGUGAACCGUUCUCGCCGCGAGGAUCAAGUCUACGAAGAUGCGCUUAAACACUUCGACCACGAGGAGCUGAGAAGGAAGGGUGUCGACGUGGAGGCGCUUGCGCUAAGCAUAGUUCCUCCAGAGGCAUACCAACGACCGCCUCCAAAGGUACCCUUGUGCGAUAGGUGCCAUUCAUUACUACAUAAUCAUGCCGGAGAAUCGAUAUAUCACCCUUCGAUAGAAUCCAUUAGGGAUACGAUCCUCGAAUCCCCGUAUAAAUAUAACCACGUCUAUCAUGUUCUCGACGCUGCCGAUUUUCCCAUGUCCCUACUACCGCAACUUUCGUACCUGCUCGAUACCAUGCCUCUGAGGACCAAGAACCGUCGUUCCAUGACAGGGAAAUUUUAUGGUAAUCAGAAGAUGGAGCUAAGCUUCGUGAUAACUAGAUGCGAUUUACUCGCGCCGACGAAAGCUCAAGUAGACAGGAUGUUUCCAUGGUUGCAAGAAGUACUUCGGGAUGCUCUUGGGCGGACGGGACGUAAUGUACGUCUGGGUAAUCUAAUCGCCCUCAGCGCAAAACGGAGUUGGUGGACCAAGGAGCUGAAAGAAGAUGUAUGGAGACGGGGUGGCGCUGGCUGGAUGGUCGGCAAGGCAAACGUUGGCAAAAGUCAACUGUUCGAAGCUAUCUUUCCCAAGGGCAGAAUGAAUCUGACCCCUUCAAGACAUCAAAUCACGGUUGGAAUGCAGGCAAGGGCAUCGGGCAGGGACGCGACUUCAGUGGAGAAGACUGGAACCCAGCCAGGAUUAGCCCAGGAAGACUUGGCAGCUCAGGAGAUUGAAGAUAUGGAGGAAGAGGAGCUUGACGAAUACGCCCUUUUGCCGCCCGCAAUCAAGGAGACUAAUUACCCAGAAAUGCCGCUAGUUUCCGAUCUACCAGGGACGACAGCAUCGCCGAUCCGGAUUCCAUUUGGCAACGGUCGAGGAGAGCUAAUCGACCUUCCUGGUUUAGAACGCACUGGCCUUGAGAAGUAUGUCAGGAAGGAACACCGCUUAUCUUUGGUUAUGCGCUCUCGAAUCGUACCAGAACAAAUGACGCUUACACCAAGUCGGUCCUUACUUCUUGGUGGCUUCAUCCGCAUUACGCCGAGAGAGCCGGCACCCAUCAUGUUGGCAUAUGCAUUCACGCCAAUCGAGGCGCAUGUAUCGAGGACGGAGAAGGCGAUUGGAAUCCAGAACCAGACAGGCGAGGUCAACGUUGAGAAUAUAGCAGUACCAGGGACCGGAGAGAAGACAAAACUAGCCGGCUCUUUUGAGCUCAAAUGGGAUGUAACAAAGCAGCGAACUGGGCCUUUAAUGAGAAAGGAUGCCGUCAAUUUAAGUAUAGACCGGCUACCAUACCGAGUUCUGUCUACUGACAUCCUUAUCGAAGGUGUCGGAUGGGUAGAAAUCACUGCUCAAGUGCGCACAAGGGAUCUUUUCAAGGAGAAACCAGUAUCGGACACGCCGGCUGUUGAGGAACCUGAAGAGAAACCUGAAGAGAAAAAGGAACUUUCAGCGUUAGAAAAGUUGGAAGCUCUUGCCGAGGGUCCUAAAAAGAGGCCACCUCCUCCUCCCCCCGUUGAAAAGAAAAGGGAACUUUCAGCAUUAGAAAGGCUAGAAGCUAUUGCAGAGGGUCCCAAAAAGAAGCCACCCCCUCCUCCCCCUUCUCCCCCUGUUGAAGAGUAUGACGAGAAUGAUGAACCUAACUGGCCUAUCGUGGACGUGUAUACUCCCGAGGGCAAGUUCGUCUCUUCUCGUAGGCCCUUAAACGGCUGGAUGUUAAACAAGCCAAAGAAGAGUGCGGCAUCAAAAAGGAAUCGUCCCCGAAGGAGUAUGAAGGGUAGGAAGAAACUCGAGAAGAAGCGUCGGCGGGAGAAAGAAGCUGCUGCUGCUGGUACUUCUUCGUUUUAAUACUAUUAUAUCUCGCCUCUAGCUGUUAUACGCCUGUUAUACGCGUAAGGGGAAUAAACAUGUACCAUAUAAAAUAGAAGUGUUUGAAAUUUGUACCAUUGGUGUAUUAGUUGUGUGUAAAUUGACUUGUGAACUCUAUGUGAAUCAAUUAAGAGUAAAUCAAUUAAGAUGGGUCGGA
Daldinia vernicosa is the source of this 2703-nucleotide messenger RNA. RefSeq lists its product as uncharacterized. Gene Ontology annotation, cellular component: mitochondrion. The transcript has a single exon. The coding region runs from base 216 to 2525 and encodes 769 amino acids. NCBI's taxonomy places the organism in Eukaryota, Fungi, Ascomycota, Sordariomycetes, Xylariales, Hypoxylaceae. The record is from RefSeq and is a predicted model, not a curated record.